GCAAAACCAGUCGUCCUUCACUUGACUUCACUCCCUUUGUUUUAUUUUCCAAACCCCCCUUCCCACUUUUAUUUUUCAACAAUCAUGCUCGGAUGGCUGCUGCCCUUUGACAGCACCCUUGCGAACGGUGUUCUCAUCUAUGCGAGCCUGGUUGCGCUGAGCUGGCUCUACCGCCGCCUCGUCGCACGCCCGGGCCUCGCGCACUUCCGCGGCCAGCACGUCUUCAUCACCGGUGGCAGCCAGGGACUGGGCCUGUCGCUCGCAGCCAGCUUUGCGCGCCUCGGAGCGAACGUCACGAUCGUCUCGCGCAAGCUGGACGUGCUCAACCAGGCCAAGGCCGAGAUUGUCAAGCGCUGCUCCGCCUCACCAGGCAACGUGGCAGAUCGCGUGCUGCCCCUGGCGUGCGACGUCACCCAGUUCGAGCAGGUCGAGAAGGCCGUCGCGCAGGCCGCCGCCCACUUCAAGCAGCCAGUUCACACGCUCGUUGCGUGCGCGGGAUCCGCCAUGCCGGGCCGGUUUGUCGACCAGUCCGUUGACGACAUCAAGCGCAUGAUGGACCUCAACCACCACGGGUGCGUCCACGCUGCCAAGGCCGUUGUGCCCGGUAUGCUGGCAAGCUCCGCCAAGGGCCGCACGCUCGUCUUUGUCAACUCGGGUUGCGGUCUCACCUGCUUCUACGGCUAUGCCGGCUACUGCGCGUCCAAGUGGGCACAACGCGGCUUUGCAGAGGCGCUUCGCAACGAGCUCGUAGCGGACGGCGUCCGCGUCUGUGUGUACUAUCCUCCCAAUAUGGACACGCCUGGCUUUGUCGAGGAGAACAAGACCAAGCCGAAGGUGACGGCCGAAAUUGAAGGCUCUUCGGGUAUUCUGACGCCCGACCAGGCUGCGGCGAUUCUCAUGGAAGGCCUUGCCAGUGGCAACGAUGCCGUGACUGCCGAUCCACUUUCCGAGCUGGCACGCAUCCAAUCGGGCUCCAACGCUUCCCCGCUCAACGUCUUCCUUGAUCUUGCCAUUUUGCCAAUCUCCCGCAUUGUCUGGACUGGCGCCUACUUGUUCAUGAACCACGUCGUCCGAUCUGCCCAUCGACAGCAGCAGAAGCGCGACUAGAACAUCUUCUGCGUGUGAAUAGUUCUUUGGGUGCUUCUGUGGUCGAAGCGUGCCAAAAGUUCCAACUGUGUUGACUCUUUGUACAAGUCGACCAAAAAGAAAAAAAAAAGUGCGCUCAGUCCAAUUUCCUCCCUGUUUGGCCUGUUUUUGUC
Molecule: messenger RNA, 1259 nt
Organism: Capsaspora owczarzaki ATCC 30864
Lineage: Eukaryota; Filasterea; Ministeriida; Capsasporidae
Exons: 4
Coding region: 85-1107 (340 amino acids)
Biological process (GO): sphingolipid biosynthetic process
Cellular component (GO): endoplasmic reticulum membrane
Molecular function (GO): 3-dehydrosphinganine reductase activity
Source: RefSeq, a predicted model, not a curated record